Rhineura floridana is the source of this 7089-nucleotide messenger RNA. It is a transcript of the gene DOK7, whose product is annotated as docking protein 7. Gene Ontology annotation, molecular function: protein kinase binding. The record is from RefSeq and is a predicted model, not a curated record. Gene Ontology annotation, biological process: positive regulation of protein tyrosine kinase activity; neuromuscular junction development. The transcript has 11 exons. NCBI's taxonomy places the organism in Eukaryota, Metazoa, Chordata, Lepidosauria, Squamata, Rhineuridae. The coding region runs from base 179 to 2251 and encodes 690 amino acids.
GAAGGAGGCUAGCGAGCCAGUCAAGGGUCACCUCCUUGACUUUGCUGCCAACCGACCCGCCUACCGCCCCCGCCCCGCAUGCUCCAACUGGCAGCAAUGACCCAAUAAAGCUAUUUUGAAAGUGACCCUGCCGCAGCUCAGCCAAGCGAGCAGCAGCUGUCGGAAAUCAUGACUGAAGAUGACGGAUUCCGCGGUAGUGGUGGAGGGCCAGCUCAAGUGGAGAGAAGGAAAAAAGUGGAAGAGUAGAUGGGUGGUGCUGCGAAAACCUUCGCCGGUGGCGGGUUUCCAUCUUUCAGAUUGCUUGCUUAUGCUUGUAUACAAGGAAAGAUCUGAACGACUGAAGGGGAUGAAGGAGAGGAACAGUGUGACCUUGGAAGACAUCUGUGGUCUGGACCCUGGGCUCUGUUAUGAGGGUCUGAAUCACACUCUGGCCAUCAUCUGUUUGACUCAAGUUGUUAUGCUGGGUUUUGAGAACAAGGAAACUAUGCAUGCCUGGGAUGUACGCAUUCGCUACAGUUUGGGUGAAGUUCACAGGUUUCAUGUUGUGGUGGCACCAGGAACUAAACUGGAGAGUGGCCCAGCAACUCUCCACUUUUGCAAUGAUAUUCUAGUACUAGUAAAAGAUAACCCACCCUCUAUCAUGGGGCAAUGGAAACUCUCAGAUCUGCGACGCUACGGAGCUGUUCCUAAUGGAUUUGUCUUUGAAGGAGGAACUCGGUGUGGUUUCUGGGCUGGUGUUUUUUUCCUAUCUUGUAUGGAGGGAGAGAAGAUCAGCUUUCUCUUUGACUGCAUUGUUCAUGGCAUCUCGCCAAUGAAAGGCCCUUUUGGUUUACGUCCAGUCCUUCCAGACCCCAGUGCAAAUCCUACAUGCAUGGAAGAGAGAGUGGCCAAUGAAGCUUUGCAGUUAGAAAAGCGCCUCAGCCUUCUGUCCCAUACAAGUUAUCAUGGUAGUGGAGGUGAUGAUAGAAGUUUAUCAAGUUCAUCUUCAGAUACAAGCCAUUCUGAUGCUAGCAUUGGGAGCAGGUUGACUAUUUGGGCUGACCAGUCUUCAGCCAGUACUUCUCAAGAGAGUCAUGGAUUGCCUGUAGCAAAGGGAAUUCAUCUCGGGGAAGAAAAAGCCCAUUCAGAAGCUAUCCGUGGCAUCACCAAACCACCUCCUAAACUUCUUCGCUCCAGGCAGCUACAAGAAAUAGGCCGCCAAAGUUCUUCUGAUAGUGGGAUAGCUACUGGGAGUCACUCUUCUUACUCUGGAAGUUUUUCUUCCUAUGCUGGGAGCCUGGACAUUUGCCACGGUGAUGAAUUUGGAUCAAUGUUAAGUCUGCCACUGAACCUUCCUUCAGACCAGAAUAUAUGCACUUGCCCAUCUGGUGAUCACCUGAGGAGCCCUGGCCUGGAGUACCAGGUUCCCAGUUCCCUUAGGCACACCUAUGACACACCCAGGAGUUUGUUACAGGUAGUUGCUAAAGAUGUACAAAGUUCAAGUGCAGAUUCUGCAUUAUCCAAGGAUGAAUCACCUCAAGAAAUUAGCAGCCUCAAACUGCUGCCACCACAUCUGGAAGCACAAGCUGCUCCUGAGCACAAAGAGGAAGGGGGCACACAAGCAGCCUUUCCCCUGGAAAAUGCCAAAGAGUCAUCUCUUGAGGCAAGCAUGGAUUUUGUUUCAAGGUGGUCACAUCUAAAGCAGCAAGGAGAGUUGUUGGAUUCUAGAAGUACUGAUGUGACACCAUUCAGUGGGAUCUCCCACAGUCCUUGUGAAGUAUGUAACUCUCCUUCUGGGACAUUGCGAGCUGUCUUUUCAUCUUGCCCAGUCUGUGGUGGGCUAAAGGAAACUUCCAUUAUAUCGUCUGGCAUCUUACCAGCUAACCCAGGUACUAAAGGAGUCAAUGAAUUGAUGGUGCCACCUGCAGAAUCUGGAUCUCUACCUGACCCUGAAGAAGUUGGGGCGGUAGGUUAUUCAGCAGACCUACCUGUGACUGAUCAAUUGCGCAGUGAGACCACAACCUAUGUUAAUAUUCCUACCAGUCCAACAUCAAAAAAACAACUUCAUUACAUGGAGCUGGAACUUCAGGAACCUAGUACAAACAUAAGAGGGAAUGGAUCUACCAAAUAUGCACAGAUUGACAUUACAGCAACAGAGACGGCCCAUAAAGUAGGAACACAACAUGCACAGUUUAGAGAAGAACGCCUGCAAGAGCGUGAACAGAAGAAGAAAGGCAGCCAAAUGUGUUCUUCAUACGGAGAAAUGAAUUAGCUAUUCCUAACACAAUAUCUGUAAAUAUUUCAUGAAUUUAUUAAUUUAACUAAACGCUGCCAUUGUUUUCAGAUUUAUACCAGAUUCAUUCCAAUCUAUUAAUUUCCAGUUGGAAAACUGGUAGCAUGAGGGGUGUGUGUGUGUAAAAACAUUGGUUGUACACUUGUCUGAUAGAUCACUUACAUUGUAGUUUUUUUAGCAUCUUGAUAAAUCAGGUAUGAAGUACAAAUUAUUUUCAAACUGUGGUAUUUAAUUUAAAGAAAUUUGAAUGUGUUGUGUGUUAUAAUACGGAUGUAAAAGUAGCUAAGUUUACCUUAAAUAUUGGCCUAUACACAAUGUAUAUUGACAAAAAUGCUCUGUUUUGUUAAGAGUUAAGGUGGCUUUUCAUGUUUUUUUCAAAAGUCAAAGCUAAGACAUAUCAACAGAUUUCACAUGAGCAUCAUAGUUGGUGACUGGUGCUGUUAAAAGUGAAUUGCACAAACAUUAAAUUGUCAGCCUGUAUUCUUCUGUUUCUUAGCAACUCUAAGUUUUAUAGGCAGCAUCACUGUUACUUUUAGUGAAAAAAACAAGACAUUACCAAACUCUUUCUAUGUAAUUGCUGGAGCAGCAAUAGCAGCACUGAAACCAGUGUAGGUAGGUAAAGCCUAAUUAUAUGACAAGUGGAAGGCAUGCUGACUGACUUUGCCCCACUUCCCAGGAAAAGAGACAUGCACACGCACACACACAGCUUACUACCUGCUAGACCAAAGGCAGCUGCCAUGCAAGUGUUCCACUUGGGUCUUAACAACAAUGCAAGAGACAACAACAUAUCCACACUCUGGAUUUUGAGCUGAUACCUCAGUGCUGUAGCUUGCCAGUUGAGUUUUUAAACAAAAUCAUUAUAAUGGUAGAGGCAGUGCUGGACAGCAAACCAACAGCAAAUUAAGUUAAGGUUGUGCUGUUAGCUUAACAACCAAUCACACCAGCUUGAAUCACAGUGAAAACUUCAGAAAUAAGUUAUGUCAGUUAAACUGCAUAUUCACAGCAUAUUCAUAGUAUUCAGAGUUGAACAUGCACUGAUGGAAGGAAUCAGUCAGAGGAAUAGAGGAAAGAGGCACUUUUCAGCAAUUAGUCACUCCCCCUACAGCGCCCAUCCCUUCUAAAUCUUCUGUAGAUGGCCCCCUAGCCUCUGAAACAAAAGGCAUGCAGGGCACCGCAGAUCACAAGAGAUUGCCUGUCUCCCCAUUCCGUUGGUGGUUUCCUUCUAUCGGCAAAAAAAACUUUAUUUGGCUUUCUUUUAUUUGACUUUUGAAAAACAAUAUUUAUGGCAAUCUCUUCUCUUGAUAAAAUAGGUAUACCGUCAAUGAUUUUCCAGAGUUUGGGGUGGGGUUUUUUUACAAAUAAUAAUUCUACUAAAGCAACACCCUGACUUUCUUUUGUAUUGGAAGUAACUAGUGACUUCGGAUCCAGCAGUACCAUAUAGAAUGAACUGGUAUUAAUUCCAUCUUUCCCUCUAUCAAAUCCAAUUUAUUCUUUACUCUGCUGAAGCAGAUUAAUAUAUUAUUUCUGUCCAUAUUUGAUGACAGUGUCACUUCCUCCCUUUACCUCACUAUUCAUACAGUUUAAAUUUUGGCUCAACAUUCUGAGAAAUAGUUUACAGAAUCUUGCAAGGGAUCAUUUAUGCAGAAUUAACGGCCCUCUUGAAAAUAUAGACUUGCAUUUCUAUUUCCAAAGUUUGCCCCCAAAUGGUGGCUGAAAUAAAAAUAUAAAAUAACGUUUCUCUCUCAUUCAGUGAUUUGCACACUUUUUGGUAGAAUUUAUCACAUUGUUUUUGAAAUUGCAUUAGCAAGCCAUAGUUAUAACAUUGAUUUGUUUAUUUUAUUGGAGCAUGAUAUGGUUGAGUCACCCUACCCUACUAUUUGAACGUUUUUUAAACAUCAGUCUAUAGAAAUGAAUCAGCAUCUUCUUCUGGGAAAAGUAUUUUAAGAAAUGCAAGUUCUCUUUCAACGGCUGCCCUUUUAGUUGUCCUCUUGGCAGCAUACUGCGUCCUAAAAAAAAUUGGGGAAUUGUAUCUCUUAAUGUUAGUUAAAGUUUUGCUUAUUGUACUGAACUAUUCCAAAAACCAAUAACUAUGACUUUUUUGCAUUUAUAUUUUAGUAUAAAGUUGUUACUACAUUUCGUCUUCUUUUUAAAUUGCCUUUCUUUUGUAAUUACGCAGUUCCAUGUGGUUUCAUCCUAAUAUUGAUGAAACACUAGUACCAUAACUGAUCCUAAAUUCUUUAAUUGGAGAAAGUGAUUCAGUUUACUGUCUGAGGUGAAACAGCAUUCCCAUGUAGAAGCUGUGUCCUUUGGUCAAAGCUUCAUCAGUGGAAACUCAGUGUAGCAUUGGAUCUCUCCCAUCCGUAAGGAGUCACAGGAAUGAGGUAUUUGAUCAUGACCUUUGGGCCAAUAGCCUAGCUGCCUGUGUUGUUUAUAGAACCUGCUUGUGUGAAAAAUCCAGUGAUGGCCUUUCUUCACCUUGAUGGAAUUUUCUUGCCUUCAGUAUCUAUGGGCCCAAAGGAAGUGUGUCUAUUUUUUGUCUUCAUUUAUUUUAAUUCUAAUGUUUUAAUUUGUCCCAUCUUAUGAAUGAGAUAAUGUCUUACAUUUUUUUUCCUACUUAACACAACAGCAACCACUAAAAAGGAGGAGGUUCUCUCAAGCAAAUUAGUUGCUAUUUUAUGAAAAGUGGCACUACCAUUACUGACACCAUUCAGAUAUUAAUGCAUUGUAUCCUGGGCUUUAACUAACCUAGCAGUAUACCAUAUAAAUAUCAAUUUAUCUAACUUAAAAUGCUGAUUUAUAAACCAGACAAAUAUGAGAGCCCUCUUGUAAAUUAUACUCAAAUGAAUAUUGUCCUGUAUUGCAAAUAUGGCACAGCCAUGUAGAGGACAGUCUUCAAUCUAUUGGAAAGCCAGUAAUGUUAGUAACUUUGUAUUGAAGGAUUGGUAUAUCUGAGCCUUUAAUUCUAUAAAUGUUUUAUAUUCAACUGUAGUCUAAUACAAUUUACUAUUUAUAAUUUACUGCUGUGUCUUUUUGUAUCUGCAUUUUUAGAAGCAGUUCCUGGCAAUACAGGUGUGUAAAAGAGAAAGUUAAGCAAGUUCAUAAUCUUCAAAUAAUUUUCAGUACUCCAGUUAAGCCUGUAAGAUAAGAACUCACAUGACUGCUUCUAAAUAGGCAGAAUGAGUUCGGCUUUGUUUCACACAUUAUAUUAUUAUGCAAGUACACAGAAUGCCAUGAUACAUAUCCCUAAAAUUCACAUCAGAUGGAACCCUUUCAAUAACCAGUUUUUUUCUUCAUACCACUACACAAAAACUCAAAAUCAAAAAGCAGUAUUCUCCUCCUCCUUCCAAUAAAAGGGAGCGACUCUGUUGCUGGGAGGCUGUUGCUGUGGACUUGCCCCACUGGGCAAACCACUCCUGCAAUACGACUUUUACAAACAUUGUAAAUGAUAUUUCCAUCAGUGCUUUUGAAAUUGAAAAUGGGACUUCUUUCACAAAUGUAGCUGUCCACAUAGGUAUCCACUGGGGGGAGGGGAUUUCUUCUCUUGCUGGAUGAACCAUAAUCUCCAUAUUUCCACCUUUCCUUAAAAAACCUGUAAGGUUCUAGCAUUUGUAGAACAUGAGAUAUGAGGCAAAAUGGAGAGACACUGUUCUUUUCACUUUUUAUGUAAUAAACUAGCUUGCUCUCCCUUUCCGUGUUUUUGCUUUGCUCCCCCUCCCCCUGGAAAAAUUCCUGGGUACACCCACGACUCUCCAUAUAUUUUUAUUCAAUUCUGUUUCAAAAUAAUUAGACUACUUUGCUUUAAAGGAAAAAAAAGUUUUUUUCCUUCCCCACCCCUGCCAUUACACCCCAGUCUACUUUAGAUAGCAUCCUUUUAGUAUGUUGUAAUUAUGCUAACAGUUUUUCAAACCAAGUUUAAUUCCAAUUUAUUCCAGAAUUUCUCACUAAGGCUACAUUCACACCAGACAUUUAUUCCACUAUUAUUCCACUUUAAACAGUCAUGGCUUCCCCCCAAGAAUCAUAGGAAGUGUCAUUUGUGAAGGGUACUGAGAGUUGUUUGGAGACCUCUAUUCUCCUCACAGAGCUACAAUUUGCCAUAGUGGUUUAACUGCCAUUUCCUCUUCUUAGAAAACUCUUGAGACUGUAGCUCUGUGAAGGGAACAGGAGUCUUCUAACAGCUUUCUGUUCCCCUCACAAAUUCCCAGGAUUUUUUGAGGAAAGUCAUGACUGUUUAUAGUGGAAUAAUAGUGGAAUAAAUGUCUAGUGUGAAUGUAGCCUAAGCCUGGCAUCUUAUAACUUAUCUGUGAGUAAGUUCCAUUUAAUUCAAUGGAACCUACUUCUGAGGAGGCAUGUAUAGAAUUGCACUAUAAGUAAUGUAAUAUAUGCUGUAAUUGAAAGUGUUCUAAUCAAUAAACCCUUCUUCCCAAUUGUUAACUAUAUCUAUAUAUUGUAGUAAGUAUUUUAUUUGAAGAACUCCUGUACGUUACGUGUACUCACAUCUAACCCAGUUACUUAAACGUUUAACUUGGACUAAGUCAAAUCUAAAUUCUUGAACAUAAUCAUUAAACCAGUAGAAUGCAUAUAGGGCAACAACAGUGCUUAAUUAAACAUUUCCCCCCAAUUUGUAGAAAAGGAAUGAAUCACAAGAUUAUCCAAGAUAUUUACUCAAGCAUUUUUUUAAUUGAACCAUAAGAGUGUGUGUCCUUAAGUCCAGCUCUUAUUGUAAAUUUACUAGAUCAUGAAAAGGUUUUAGGAACUAUCUUGAAAGUCCUGUCCUCUCUGCUGCUAUAAUAUAUCACCAUUACCUCCAUUUGGCUUAU